CGAUAAAUUGACGAUUAUCUUUUAAAGAAAAAAAUGUAUUAGAUAUGAAGGAACAUUAUUCUUUCAUAGGAUCGUCUAAUAAACAUCAAUCAAGAAUAAAAUUAAAAACAUAUAAUACAGUAGAAGAUGUUCUUUAUUUAAUUCAAAAAAGUCAACGUAUUUUGGUUAUUACAGGAGCUGGCAUAAGUACUUCAUUAGGAAUACCGGAUUUUCGAAGUGAUACAGGAAUCUAUUCCAUAUUAGAAAAAUAUGGGUUAAGUGAACCACAAGAAGUCUUUGAUAUUGAAGUUUUUCGAGAAGACCCAAGUGUUUUUUAUUCUUUUGCAUCUGAAUUGUUUCCUCCAGAGAAAUUUAAAAAUCUUUUUUAUUCUCCUACGCACGCUUUUAUAAAGCUAUUACAAGAUAAAGGAAAACUUUUAGUCCAAUAUACACAAAACGUUGAUAAUAUUGAAGAAGUAGUAGGUAUUAAAAAGCAAAAAUUAGUUCAAUGUCAUGGAUCAUUUAAAAAUGCAAUUUGUAUUAUAUGUGGACAUAUGGUUUCUGGUGAAUCUAUUCUUGAUAAUAUAUUAUUAAAAACAGUUCCUAAAUGUUUAAAAUGUUUAAAUAAUAAGAAAAAUAGAAGAGAAAAUGAAAAUGAUUAUGAAAUAAAUCCAGGAGUUUUAAAGCCAAAUAUUACAUUUUUUGGAGAAAAAUUGCCAAAGUCAUUUAGUGAUAGAAUAGAAAAGGAUAUAUAUUCAUGUGAUUUAGUUAUUUGUAUUGGUACAUCUUUGAAAGUUGCUCCUGUUUCAAAAAUUAUAAAUACCAUUCCUUCAAAUAUACCUCAAAUAUAUAUAUCUAGGGAAUCAGUUAAGCAUAUCGCAUUUGAUAUAACUUUACUUUCAAACUAUUGUGAUGAUAUUGUAGCUAAUCUGUGUAAUCGUUUGGAUUGGUAUGAAUUUUAUGAUAUUGCAAAACUUGGUCAUAAACAUGCUUUUAAUAGAAUGAUAAAUAACGCUAAAUUAACAUGGAAAAGAGAAUCAGAAUCAAUAUGGAGACUAGACAAAGAUACAUAAUAAUAAUUAUUUAAUAUUUCAAAUGUAUUUUAAUUUAUAAAAAGUA
Molecule: messenger RNA, 1098 nt
Organism: Pneumocystis carinii B80
Lineage: Eukaryota; Fungi; Ascomycota; Pneumocystomycetes; Pneumocystales; Pneumocystaceae
Exons: 7
Coding region: 45-1052 (335 amino acids)
Molecular function (GO): NAD+ binding
Source: RefSeq, a predicted model, not a curated record